Molecule: messenger RNA, 1756 nt
Organism: Biomphalaria glabrata
Lineage: Eukaryota; Metazoa; Mollusca; Gastropoda; Planorbidae
Exons: 7
Coding region: 151-825 (224 amino acids)
Source: RefSeq, a predicted model, not a curated record
GUGAUUCAUGGGGGUCCUAACUUUUUAUUUAUACCUUUACCUGCUUUCCUCCAACAUAGGAAUUGGUAUCAUUUGAGAUAAACGUAUUUAGUUGUUUCUCUGCUGAAUUCUUGCAGCUAAGUCCUCAGAAGUAUCGUCCGAGUUUAGACCAUGUACCAGUGUCAGAAACAUUUAUCAGAACAACACAGUCGUGAGAUCAAGGCUUAUGACAAGAGUCGGGACAUCCCUCUACAAGUCGGAAUAGUCAUCGGGGUGCUUUCUGUGGCCACAUCUGCUGCAAGUAUUCUCUCCAGUUUCUCAGUGUUUUCUCUGGAGGCCUACAGGUCUGAUGUGGACUCUCAGUGGAUGGCGUUAGUACCAUUUGUUUUUCCAGCUGUAAGCGGUAUCGCUACGGCAUACAGACGACAGCUCUCUAAUCUAGGUGUACACAUCUGUCUGAUACUGGCUACCACACUUGUGGGCAGUGUUGGGUAUGGCUUCUCCAUUGACCCAGUGUACACUAAGAUGGACAACUGCACAGAGUUUAUGAGAGAAGGUUACCAUGGCAACGACUGUAGGAGGGAGUCAAUGGUGAUGAUCUACAUAGUGAUAGGUGGAGUGACCAUCGCAAUGAAUAUAUGCGGGCUGAUUGCGUCUUUCGUCGCCUGCCAUGUAGCUUUGCGACGCCGCGCCCAGAGAAGACAAGAGAGUGAGCUAACAUCACCAGGAGGCGACAACAUUGUUAAACAAAGUCCUGUCUACAAGGGCGACAGACGCGAUACACCCGAGGAUCUAAGCAAGAAGAAAGAUGACGCCAUUGUCCUCUUGCGUUCCCAAGUCAUCUAGAUCUAGAAAUCUAAUAGCUUGGCAGCAUUUUCGCAGAGAACCGUCAAGGAUGGUUCGCAGGCGUUUUGUUCUAGCGUGGUGUGUUUAGUGAAUUCAAGAUGUCCUAACAGCGCCAUAGACGUUAACAAAUCUACAUUGUAUAUUUAUAUGUUCAUAAAAUGAAGUUUGAAAUAAAGAUGUGUAUUAAAUUAUAUGUCCAUGGUAUAUAUUGUAAGUAUUACUAAAAACAUCUAGUUGAUUAGGGAAUGGGGGAAAGGGAAAUAAGUCUCUUUCAUCAUGUCCUUGUAACAACAGGAUGUUAGCCCUUGGAAUAUAUAUAUGUAUGCAAGAAGUUUUUUUUUUUCAAUCUUAAUAUUCAAACAUGAUCCAGAAUAAAAUACAAAAAUAUUUUAAUUUACUGAAAAAAUCUAUACAAUGGGAAGCGUGUAUACAAAGUUUUUUUUUGUUUUUUUUUUUGGAAAGCUUAUUGCAACCGUUAACUAUAUAAUCUAUGUCUAGACUGAAAACACAGCUAAAUUCUGUGUCCAAAUAAAUUGAGAUAUAUGAAUGUAAAUGUGGAGUUCUUCUCAUUAGCUUACCUUUUUUUAAAAAGUAUUUCUUAGAUUUUGCUUGUUUCUCUGUUUGAUUGCUUUCCUUGGUUGGCUGAGAUCAUUGACCGUUGUUUUUCCCAGUGCCUCUUCUCACCACAAAGUGAGGUCUAGAGUUAUGUCUUCCCAAUCUCUUUUAUCAUUACCCACCGCUUUAAGAUCACGUUUCAUUACUUCUACCUAGCGGAGGUAAUGGGUUGUGUUGGCAGAGUGCUAAAACACUUGGCUUCCAAGACGAGCGGUCUCGGGUUCGAAUCUAGCGAAAAACUGGCACUUUUAUGAAUAUCGGGACAUUUAGGGCGCCCUUGAUUCCACUCAACUCUAAUAAAUACUCGACUAAUCUU